AGUGCAUAUGGAAUCAGAAUACCUUUUGGUUACCACAUGGCCAUUUUAUGGUUGAAACUAGCGUUAUUAGUUAGACUAGGAGGUUCGUUUACAAUCAGGUAUUGCUCUUACAAGAAUCAGCCAAGCUUCCUUUUUAAAUUAUAUUCUACAGCAAUACAGUUUGAAGAUCCAGAGCUUGCUGUGUUCAAGGGUAAAAACAUUAUAAUCGAUAAUACGAAUGUGAAUGAAUAUAACACAUCAGUAGAGCAGAUUUUGAAUACAAGAUGUGUUGGAUUUGAUUUGGAAUAUCUUCCAGACUAUUAUGCAUCCAUUCGUGAGAUAUCCGAUCGGCGUAAACCCUCAUUAGUCCAGAUUUGCGGAGAUUCCACGUGUCUUAUCUAUCUAAUUUACAAAAUCGGCUACAUACCACUCUCGUUGCUAAAUAUUCUCAACAACACAAAUAUACUAAAGGUUUCCCACGGGGCUCCAUCGGAUAUGCUUUUGCUGUAUAGGCACUUUGGAACUAUAUGCACUAAUUUUGUAGAUUUGUUAAAAAUUUGUAGAGAAAACAAAAUACAUCCUACAACACUUCAAAAUGCUACUGCACACGUACUAAAUCUCAAACUUUCUAAGAGACAGCAGUGUUCUAACUGGGAAGCAAAAACAUUAACAACAGAGCAAAUAGCGUAUGCUUCUACUGAUGCCUGGGUUACACGUCAGAUUUAUUUGCAGCUGAGCCCUUCAAAAGUUGACAAAUUGUUUAUCAAUUCGAAUGGUGAAAUUGAAACUGCUUAAAGUUUAAAUCUUAAUCUUUUGACUAUUUUGU
Theileria equi strain WA is the source of this 805-nucleotide messenger RNA. Its product is annotated as 3-5 exonuclease domain containing protein. The coding region runs from base 37 to 774 and encodes 245 amino acids. The record is from RefSeq and is a predicted model, not a curated record. Gene Ontology annotation, biological process: nucleobase-containing compound metabolic process. The transcript is spliced from 4 exons. Gene Ontology annotation, molecular function: 3'-5' exonuclease activity; nucleic acid binding. NCBI's taxonomy places the organism in Eukaryota, Apicomplexa, Aconoidasida, Piroplasmida, Theileriidae.